Molecule: messenger RNA, 1338 nt
Organism: Bolinopsis microptera
Lineage: Eukaryota; Metazoa; Ctenophora; Tentaculata; Lobata; Bolinopsidae
Product: cation channel sperm-associated protein 1-like
Exons: 4
Coding region: 2-1240 (412 amino acids)
Biological process (GO): regulation of cilium beat frequency involved in ciliary motility; spermatogenesis; calcium ion transport
Cellular component (GO): membrane; CatSper complex
Molecular function (GO): voltage-gated calcium channel activity; calcium-activated cation channel activity
Source: RefSeq, a predicted model, not a curated record
GAUGGGCGAUGACAAGAAUGACCGACGCCGGCGGAGUACUCUAAGAGUAGAAGCGACUGGAACCUACUACAGUCCAGUCAUUCCAGCUGGAAGCCAACGUAUAAGCAAUGGGGGAGCAAUGAGGGAGAGUCGCAUUCAAGGCAGCAUUCGACCUCGGGGUCGAUCUCGGGGCGACACUCUCAUUCCAAUACACCCACUCUUCAACAAGGGGAAAAUACGACAGUUUCUAUAUGACGUUGUGGAGGAUAAGCGGUUCCAUUCCUCCAUGUUGUUUAUUAUCCUGACUAACACCGCCUUGAUUGGUCUUCAGACCGUCCCUUCAGUUCAUAACAAGAUUGGGUGGUAUCUCAAUCAACUGGAUGUGUUUUACCUUGCAGUGUAUUUUGUCGAGUGUAUCCUCAAGCUUGGUGCUAUCCAUUUCAGUUAUUUUAAAGACAGAUGGAACGUGUUUGAUUUCUUCAUCGUUAUAACCUCGCUAAUUGAUUUCGUAUGGCCCAUGAUCAUGGAGGACCAAAACUUAUCUCUCGACACCGACCUUUUCAAGAUUUUCAGACUCCUGAAAAGUUUCAGGGCACUGCGAGCAUUGCGGGUAAUCCGCACAAUUCAGUUCCUGAAAAAUCUUCAGAUCACGGUGAACGCGAUAAUCCAAUCCAUUCCUGCUCUGGGAAGCAUCAUUAUGCUUAUUGGACUGGUUCUGUACAUAUUCGCUAUUAUCGGGAAAGGACUGUAUAAAGACGUCGAUCCCAUACGUUUUGGAAAUAUAGGGUUUGCUGCGUUUAGUCUGUUCCAACUGAUUACACUAGACGACUGGUUCCUGAUGUACUCGGAAGUUCAACAGAAGCACCCUGACUACUGGCACAUCCUCAUCUAUCUUGUUACUUUCAUUGUCUUGGAGAACUUUAUCUUCAUCAACCUCUUCAUCGCCGUUAUCGUUGAUAACCUGGAAAGAGCUCACGCUGCUGCCAGAGAAGAAUCGUUGCAGGUGUCGGCUAGUGUAGAGUCGAUGGACUCGAACGAGGUGGUCACAGCCAUGGCUCUCGAUGAAGAUAAGAUAUUCGACGAAGUGCCCCCCUCGGGUACAGUGGAAUUCUACUACGAGGGCCGGAGAGACAACGUUACCAAACAUAUCGCCCGUUACACUGAACUCAUGGCAACCCUCGAAUUCUACAUAGAGCGCAGUCAGAGUCACACCAGAAACCUUAACAAACUCCUCGAACUAGCUAAACGGUCAAGUCAUUGACACUCUAUAAUAUAAAGAUCUGUGCGACACAAUGCGACACAGUGCGACACAGUGCGACAAAGUGCGACACAGUGUGACACAGUGCGGUCAUUGUGUAA